AUCUUGGCCAUUCAUUCAUUUUCUAAGGUCCAUGUUAAGAUGUUGUUUGGUUUAUAUUUUUUGUAUAACAAUGUAAUGUUCGCGUAUAUUGGUUUUUGUUGACAUUUUAUUUCGAGUUUAUGCGCUUAAUUUUGGUUUAUGAAGCUUCGAAAAAGUGAAAAUUUCCUAUCUGAGACAAAAUAGUGAGAGGUGCUCAAAGAAAAAAUGCAGUGAUGGCGGUAAAAGAAAAAAUACAUGAAUAAAAAUGCUCAAGAAAAACGAAGUUUUGAAAGUUUUUGCGAGAUUCACCUUUCGAAUAAAUUGCUAAAAAACUAAAACUUCUUUGCGAUAUUAGGUCCAGUUGCCAAUACAAAAAACAAUAAGCAUUUAAGGGGCGAUAACUGCAGCUGCAACAAUGAUAUGUUGAUGGUUCAAAUACCACCAUUGUCUUGGUCGCACCCAUUUUUAGUAGCUGAGCGUUUGUUUUAAUUUUGUAUUUUUAGCCGUCACGUAAAUUACGAAGUUACGGUAUUUUUGUGUUAAAUUUGAAACUUGUGAUGUGCUUUAAAGUGAAGGUAAAAAUGGUGUAAAUAUAUCCAGACUUUGGCUUUGCUUGCCAAAUAAAUCCAUUUGCAGUUCCUGCCAAAAAAGUGAUGGCCAAAACAACGACUUCAUUCCUUUUAUUUUGAUUUUAAGAAAAAAAUCGCACACCCUUCCAUUACAUGAAUUAUACAGCAGUUCGCUAAAAGAGAAUCUGUUAAUGUAUGUUUUGCAAAAAAAGUAAAGAAAAGUUAAAAAAAAAAAUAUAAUGUAUAACAAAUAUAUCCAGCGAAAGUGCUAUAGAUAUGUAAUUCUGCCGAAGAAAAAACAUUUCUCAAUGUUUUCAACGUUUUAUUACAAAUUUCACUGCAUCAUUGGCUUGCUGUUACUGCCUCUUAUAACAGCAGAUGACAAUUGCCAGCAUUUUCAUCCCAAAGCACAUGAGGUCGUCCAUGGCGUCCGCAUUGAGAUGGCCGAUGCGCCACAUCCACAUGAAGGCACUCACAGCCUGCAAAAACGCAGUACUGUUGUCGCUAAGCAACCGCUGCGAAUUCUACUCUUCUACGAUGAGUCUGUUUUCAGAUUAGAUGAAGACAAAUUCGAGUUAAUCAAUAACACAGUAUUACCAGAGGCUGUACAAUUUUGGGAACAAGCGCUGAUGGUGCGCGAAACAAAGGGUAUAAUUAGGCUUAACAGAAAAUGUAAUAGCACACAGGUGUUUGUGAAAAACGGUCUGACGCAUUGUAUCGACAACUGUAAAACGGUGACAAUGUGUGGCGAAGUUGAAGUGCCGAAAGAGCAUUUAGAUGUUUGUCGCGUAUGCAAUGCGACAGGACAAAAUUGCCGCGCUGACGAGUCCACACAGGCGGGUGAAGGCAUUGAAAAUGCAGAUUUUAUAUUCUAUGUAUCGGCACGUCAAACGGAGCGCUGUCACAAAGGACUGACGGUUGCGUAUGCGGCGCAUUGCCAACAGGAGGCACAUUUAGAUCGGCCAAUUGCAGGUCAUGCAAAUUUGUGUCCAGAGAGUAUAAGCACAAAGCCACAGGAAUUGCAGACUCUAUUAUCGACCGUGAAACAUGAAAUUCUCCAUGCACUUGGCUUCUCGGUGAGCCUCUAUGCGUUCUUUCGCGAUGAUGAAGGUCGUCCGCGAACGCCACGUAAGCCGGAUACGGGCAAACCGUAUUUAAAUGAAAAAUUACAAAUUCACCAGUGGAGUAAUGAGACCAUACGGAAGGUGGAACGUCCAAAAUGGUCCGUGCGUGGUGGACAUGUUCGUAAAACGUUGGAUAUGAUGGUGACACCGCGUGUUGUGGCCGAAGUGCGCGAACAUUUCAAUUGUCCGGAACUGGAGGGUGCAGAAUUGGAGGAUCAAGGCGGUGAAGGUACGGCUUUAACGCACUGGGAAAAGCGAAUUUUGGAGAAUGAGGCAAUGACGGGGACGCACACACAAUCGGCAGUUUUUUCGCGUAUUACGCUGGCUUUGAUGGAAGAUUCCGGUUGGUAUCGCGCCAAUUACAGUAUGGCAUCACCACUCUCUUGGGGUAAAGGUUUGGGUUGUAAUUUCGUAAUGCGAAGUUGUAAAGACUGGAUACAAGGAAAUAAUGGCAGUACGAGCGAUGAAAGCGAGAAUUGGCUGCGAGGACGGUCAAUUCAUCCAUUCUGCUCGAAAGUGAAACAGGAUCCGCUACAAACUGAAUGCACCGAUGAUCGUAAUUCGGUGGCGCUGUGCAAUCUGAUACGCCAUGAUUACGAGUUACCCAAGAAAUAUCAGAAUUUCGACAGCUUAAGUCACGUCAAAAGCGGCGAAGAAGGCUAUUAUGGUGGAUCUGUAUCAUUGGCAGAUCAUUGCCCCUAUAUACAGGAGUUCACGUGGCGCAAUAAAAAUGUUAUUGUGCGCGGCUCACAUUGCCGCUUUGUCGAGAAUAAUCCCAAGCCUGAAAAGAAUUUCGCACUGGAGAGCUAUGGCAUCGGUUCGAAAUGCUUUUAUCACAGCGAUUUCAUGUGGGAAGAGCGAUCGUGUCACCAGACACGCGAGUGGCAGCAUUGGGGUUCAGGCUGCUACAAAUACAACUGCUCCGAUGGACGACUUCAUAUAUUGGUGGCCAAUUACACCUACACUUGCUUUUAUCCUGGCCAAACACUUUCAAUACGCAUCAAUGCCAAUGAUUGGCUGCAUCGUGGCGCCAUAAUUUGUCCGUCAUGUAAUGAACUUUGUGGUGAAUACUUUGCCGAACGGGAAGAGCAAUGUCGUAUGCGUGAGGAAGCGCCACCUGCUAAUAAGUAUCCACGCGAUACGCUAACCUGCGCAGCGUGUGUGCGGAUGCCUCGCAGCCAAAUAUUUAUGCUUGUUGCCAUAAUUAUUGCAUUUAGAGAGCGGCAUGCGUUGAUUUUGCAUGGUUAACUCGAGGGGUGGAAAAAGCUUAUCCGUGUUGUUUGAUUUGCUUUACUCGGGGUAAUGAAACGCAAUGUCCUCGUUUUUAAAACGUUUGUAUGUAUAAUAUAGUGUGUACAGCAACUGUGUAUCCUCAGUUAAAAAUAAGCACACAUUUUAUCAAUUUAUUUUAAGUGUACCAAGUAUAGGAAGCUAAAGUUCUGCUUUAGUUAGUAGUUAGUUUAAUGUUAUGAAGUGUAUAACAUAUAGAGGGUCAAAAGCCAAGUAAGCCAACCAGGUUUAAGUAAACAAAAAAAUUCUAAUUGAUUUAGAAUGAUAAAGAAAAAAAGACAUAAGCUAAACAGAAACAAAAGAAAAAAAAACAAGGUCAGCAUUGUAAUAAAAUAAAGACUGAGAUCACCAUACUAGGUACUCAAAAAACAAUUUUUGGCCGUCUAUUGGCGAUUAAUAACCGAAAAAAAAAUGUAAUUAGUUUAUUUGUUUUUGAAGCAAAACAUAUACAUAUCUGUGAACUAAGAUUUUAGUAGUUUUGCUUUUGUAUUAAAAAGGCCUUAUAAAGGGUCUUUCAAAAGACGCGUCUAUAAAACAUGUAAACAUUUAGGUUUUAGAGGUUUCACUAUUUUUAAUCAAACUGUCGCACAGUUUUUAGAUUUCACAGAUUUUAGAUUUCUUUAUUUCUCGUCUUUAUUCUACUUAAGAUCUAUAAAAAUUUACUUAUAUUGUAGUUGAGCUGCAAACUAGCGAUCGUUGGCUGUCAUCGAACAGUAAACUUAUUAAACUUAUGGCCUCUUCAGUGUUCCCACUACAACAUCAUUUAAAUGUCCACCAUGUGCAUAUCUGCAGUCAAAAUUUAAAUAUUUCAAGGACUCAUUCACACAUCAUCGCAUUGAGAUCAACAAUCUCGAUCCGAAUGUUGUAUUUCAGCUUUGGAAUCGUUGUUGGCGCUUAUUCACACAGACUUUACAUUUCAAACAGCCCCAGUCUGGUCCGCCAGUCCGUUUUUUAUCCUCGACAAAACCAGUUUCUUGGAAUUUUUUUUACCAAUCUUUGGCCCGCAAUUGUCGAUCCAUUUUGGACGAUGAUUUCCAUCAAAAAAUCACGAAUUCCGCGUAAUGCCACUAGGCGUUACUUUUGAAAGACCCUUUACUUCAUAUACAAAUUUUCAACUUGUUGUCAACUUUAUUAAGAUGAAUUCUUAAGCUACAAAUGUUAUUGGUUAAUAAUUUAUAUAUUAAAUGAAAUAGAGUAAUUUAGCACUUUACAGUUAGAAAGCCCAUAUACUAAGUGUUAAAAGUCCACAGAUAUGCAUAGGCAUCCGAUGAAAGUAUAAAUUUCUCCGCGAUUAUUUCAGCGCCGAUUUAUUAAAAUAAGUCACUAUUAAUUCACACGAUAUUAUCACAUUUCUAUAGGUGUCUGAAUAACAAAAACAUAACAGUAAAACCUUUUCCAGAGGUCAAACGGAAAAUAUUAUUUACGUAAUUUAAAAAUAAGGAUUCUAAAACAAAAGGCGUCAAAUGAAAGUAUAAACUGGCAAAACUAAAUUUAGUAGUUGGUAUGCCUACAUUUCCUCUGAAUUACUGUUUUGGCAUACUUCGAACAAGGUUUCAUCAAAUUUCCGAUGGGAAAUUAGGUCAUUGGCCCAUCAUCUCUAAGAUAAAUUACUCCAAGUCUGCUGUUUGGUAUGUUGGAGUUAACACAAAACUGACCACAAACGCUUAAUCGGAUUUCAAUCUGGCGGUUGAGCUGGUCAGUUCAGCUUUGCGAUGGAGUUUCCUUAAAAAAAAACUAGUAGGAAGGCGGACGCGUGUUUGAGGUCGUUUUCUUGUUGGAAGAUAUACAUUUUGUCUGCGCUUUUUGCCAAAUUUUCGUUGAGAACGUCAACAUAACCAUCUGCUGUCAUUAUUUUAUCUAUAUUUACCAAAUUACCCACACCAAACUUUGAGAAAUAACUUCAAACCAUAAGAGGCCCGCCUCCGUGGUUUACUGUUGAUUGUACCCACUUUGGUUUCAAGCGAUCCAAAGGUUUACACCAUACUCGUUUACGUUCUUUUGAGUUCCUCAGCUUGACUCAUCCGACCAAAUUACUUUGUCCCAAAAUGCGGUGGGCAUGUUAACAUACUGUUUCGCAAUCUGAAGUUUUUGGUCCUGUUUGUAAUGGAAAUCAGAGGUCGUUUUUUUAAACCAAAUGCGCCUAGUUUUCCCUGCACUGUACUGGCGGAAACAUCCAAAUACAAACUUUCGGUCAAUUCGCUUGAUGAAAUUUCAGGGUUUUCUGUAACUUUUCUUCGCAUGAUAUUCAACAUGUAUCGAAAUUUUUGGUUUUGUACCUACUCCAUACUUCCGACUUCCACGCAUUGCUUUUCUUAAAGUUUUCAAAAACUUGCCUUGUCUCUCCAAUCGAAAUGGAGUAUUUCUUAGAUUUUUUUGCUAAUAUUUCACUCAAGAGACGGACCUCUUCAAUUUACCGCAUUUUUCACUUAGAAUAGAACAAAGGUGAAACAAUUCACUUAGUCAAUGCAAAUUCAGUAAAACCUGAAGUAAAGCUUUGUUUUAACUUGUUAGAAAUCAACACAAACUAAAAUUAUACUUUCAUAAGACGCGCGCGUUCAGCUAACCUGCACAGACUAAUCUUUUAUACUUUCAUUUGAUGCCUAGUGUUUGUACCUAUGCCCAAUAGGUGCGCUGAUUGCAGCUUAAUUAUACCUUAACGUAUUCGAUUUGCUAAUAUUCAACUGAAUGAUUUGUUUACUUGCAUCCCUUUUUGCAUUAUGCAACGUGAUUCUAUGAUUAAUUGUAUGUUUACAUGAAAUCUCUAAUUUUUUCUAUGGCUUGUGAAUUUGGAGCAACUUUCCAUUAAAUAAUAUACAAAUAUUUUUGUGAUAAAAAGGCAAUUAAGCAAUACUACCAAAUUGAGAUUAGGAGGUUUAAGCCCAACUAUAAAUUGGAAUAAGUUAACUAUUGACACAAUUAUGCUAUAAUGAUAAACUGUACUCUGUAAUUAAGCGAGUGUGUUCGGUAUGGAAUUAUAUGGUAAUAUCAAUAAUGCAACCUACGUAGGCUUAGGCUGAACUUGUAACAAUUUAUGUUUUUUUGCGUGCAAAUCGACGGAUCUGCUGCCUCCGAACAACAUUUUUUUUAAGAGUUUUAAGAGUUUCAUUUACGAAGUGGAGAUCGAACAUACGAGCUUCGCAUUACUAGCUAUUAUGCCACGCAUAGGCAUACUUGGCUACAAACUUAGACAAUAAAUUCCUUUUUUUAUUUUUUUA
Anastrepha ludens (Mexican fruit fly) is the source of this 6177-nucleotide messenger RNA. It is a transcript of the gene Invadolysin, whose product is annotated as leishmanolysin-like peptidase. The record is from RefSeq and is a predicted model, not a curated record. Bases 788 to 2920 code for a protein of 710 amino acids. Gene Ontology annotation, biological process: cell adhesion; proteolysis. Gene Ontology annotation, molecular function: metalloendopeptidase activity. Gene Ontology annotation, cellular component: membrane; cytoplasm. NCBI's taxonomy places the organism in Eukaryota, Metazoa, Arthropoda, Insecta, Diptera, Tephritidae. The transcript is spliced from 12 exons.